AUGGCCAUCUUCAAGAGGAAUGCGCGCGCUACCGACGCCGGUGACGCCGUUCGCAACGGCUCCACCAACGAUGCCGACAGCGACGCAUCGUCCGCAAAGGGUCUGCGCAAGUUCGCUCAGCGCAAACCCGCCAACACCGCCUUCAAGCAGCAGCGCUUGAAAGCAUGGCAGCCCAUCCUCACGCCGCGCACCGUCCUCCCCACCUUCUUCCUCGUGGCGCUCAUCUUUGCGCCCAUCGGCGCCGUGCUCUACUACUUUGCAGAGCAGGUCAACGAGUUCACCCUCGACUACACACAGUGCUCCACCGCGCCCGCAACCCCGACCCAGGCGCAGAUCCCUUCGAGCAAGUACGACUACCAGCUGCACGACAAGAACACGAGCAACUUCCAGCCACCCACCUGGUCCUGGGACGCCGGCUCCAAGACGUGCAACCUCUACUUUAGCGUGCCCAGCCGUCUCGACUCGAGCGUCUUCCUCUACUACAAGCUCACCAACUACUACCAGAACCACCGUCGCUACGUCAAGUCCAUCGACUCGAACCAGCUCAAGGGCGACGCGGUCGCCUACGGCACCAUCAAGGGCGGCACCUGCAAGCCCGUCGACAUCGACCCCGCCACCAACAAGAUCUACUACCCGUGCGGCCUCAUCGCCAACUCGGUCUUCAACGACACCUUCAGCGACCCCGUGCUGCUCAACGUCGCCGGCUCCGACUCGGCCAACCAGACGUACGUCAUGAGCGAAAAGAACAUCGUCUGGCCCGGAGAGAAGGACAAGUACAAAAAGACAAAGUACGCCGCCGACCAGAUCGUCCCGCCGCCCUUCUGGCAGGGCGCCACGGGCGAGUUUGGCUUCCCCAACGGCUACUCGGACGGCCAGAUCUUUGACCCGAGCGAGAACGAGCAUUUCAUGGUGUGGAUGCGCGUCGCCGGUCUGCCCACCUUCCGCAAGCUGUACAAGCGCAACGACACGGCCGCCAUGGAGCCCGGCAGGUAUCUGCUGCAGGUCGUCGACAACUACCCCGUCAGCAUGUUUGACGGCACCAAGAGCGUUGUCUUUAGCACCUCGUCCUGGGUCGGCGGGCGCAAUCCGUUCCUCGGGCUCUCGUUCAUCGCCGUCGCUGCGCUCUCGGUGCUGCUCGGACUCAUCUUUACCGCGCGCCAUCUGAUCAAGCCCAGGAAGCUCGGCGACAUGAGCUACCUCUCCUGGAACCAGCCCGACUCCAAGUGA
Moesziomyces aphidis is the source of this 1227-nucleotide messenger RNA. The record is from the annotation of a GenBank genome assembly. NCBI's taxonomy places the organism in Eukaryota, Fungi, Basidiomycota, Ustilaginomycetes, Ustilaginales, Ustilaginaceae.